GACACUCGGGACAUAGUGGAGAGAGGAAGCGGCCAGAGCAGCAGCAGCAAAGUUACAGGGUCCAAGUUGAAGUCCACAGGAAGAAGUGCUGCUGUGGAGAAGAAAGAGAAAGGAGUGUCAGCAGAGGAGGAUGAAAAACCUCAGAAACCACGAGAUCCCAACAUGGUCAUCCAUGUGUGCGAUGAGACCAAGAACCUGAAGCAGGACUUCACUUGUCCCAGAGAUCUUCUGGUCAAGGAGAUGCGUUACUUUGCUGAAUAUUUAUCUGUGGACCCCCAGAGGUGGGAGGAAGUUGACAUCUCAGUCCACUGUGACGUGCAGAUCUUUGACUGGCUUAUGAACUACGUCAGGAGGAACUCAGCAGGAGAGGGAAACAAGGACAAACCCCGACUUGAGCCCAGCAAUGUGAUCUCAAUCCUGAUCUCCUCCGAGUUCUUGAAGAUGGACACGUUAGUGGAGGAGUGCAUCCAGUACUGCCACAAGCACAUGAGUGCCAUUGUGGCUACUCCCUGCAACAUGAACUGCAUAAACAGCAACCUGGCCACACGGAUCGCUGAACUCUUCAGCCACAACGAGGCCGACGACAUCAGGGACAAAAAAGACAAGUUUAAAAGCAAACUGUUUCAAAAGAAAAUUGAGCGUCUCUUUGACCCAAACUACCAGAACAGAGAUUCACCGGGAAAUGCCUCAACUCUGUACAGGUGUGGUCUGUGCCUUAAGCUGCUGACCAAAGACACAGAGAGGAAAAUUUCUUGUGUUCCAGGCAAAAUCAAUAUUGACGCUCGUGGAGAGAUCAUCUAUACACACAGCAGACAGAAGAGUUGGGAUGUGCACGAAUACAUCACAGGCCUGUAUGAGGAGCUCAAGUCCUGGGUCUUGGUUUACUGGAGAAUCUGGGGUACCAUCAACUACCUCACCUGCUUCCGAUGCCAGCAGGUGUUUGUAUGUGCAGAGCUGACGCAGUGCAAGUACCACCCAGACAGCGUCCUGUACCCUGGCAUGGGUGCAGAGAGAGGCUGGCACGGUGCAGGAAUAUAUCCGUGCUGCAACCAGCGGGUUCUCCGCUUUGACCCCACUGGGAUACCAAAGGUAUGCAAGGCAAAAUGGAAACUGAAGGCAUUUCUCUUUUCAGCCUGCAGAUGGCGCUGCAGUCCUUCACUACAUCUCAUCCUGUUUUUCUGUUUUCCAGCUGCUAAGAAGGCCAAAAAGGCUCACAGACCUCUGAAAAAACAGCUGUCCUCACCAAACUUCCAACGCAAAGAAAAAUCUGAGAAAUCACAGACCAGGGACAACACGCCUUUCACAGUAAGCGUCCAGAAGAGUAAGUGGGACAGCUCUCGCUCUAUGCGCUACAACCAGGACGCUCAGCGAGAGGAAGACCAGCGCCGCAUGGUGGAGAUCAUUGGCUACCUGACAAAGAUGAGGUUUGGAGACCAGGAACAGAGUAAAUCCAAGGAUACUAAAGAGCCUGCAGGGGGGAUCUACUCCAGACUUGAAGUGCAAUUUAGGAGCUCCUCUCAAGUCAGACAGAGUUCAGAAAAGACACCCAGGUCUAAAACACGCUACGCUCAAAUCCGAACAACAUAAAGAAGCUAAUGGGGGGAAAAAAGGCAGUGGAGCUGCUAAAUAGACCAGCAUUAAACCAGAUGAAGAGGACAGAGACUCGCUCCUCAACCCCAGCACUUGUCAGCGCCUCCCACCCCUGCUUAACUCAGGUGACUAUGUAUGGAUCACCGUCAACCACAUCUCCUCUCACUUGGACCCGCUGUGUGUUUGUUCAGCUGCAUCCAGUCCACAAAAACAACAAGCAGAACUGUGGACCCAGCUCGGCUCAUUAGAAAUGCACUUUGACUUUCCUCGGUGUUUCUUCAAAGACGGACAGGUGGGGAUUUCUACAGAAGGCAACUGGAGAAAUGUAUGGAAGUCCACUCAUGCCAGUGGGAAAAGAAAAAGUCAUAUUUCAUAGCAAUGGCAAACAUGUAUCUUAUUGUAAAAUACAUAGUUUCUGUCUGUCCACCAACUCCUACACAAUCAGGAGUUAAUCAACAAAACUUGGCACACAGGUACAUCUUAGGCCCCUAUAAGUUCUUACCUAUAUCAGAUACUGUGGUGUAAUCACAUUACACAACUACCUACUGACCAACUAAAAGGACACACUUUGUGUUUAUGCACCUAUCUCACCUUAUACAAGCAUUGUAUCGUUUCAGUUUCACAACAGUAGCAUCUCAUUUACAUCAGAUGUUAUAGUUGUGAAUAUUUUGAUAUGCAAUAUCAUCGUGUUGCUUGGCAACCACCUGGUAACAGAAUAAAAUUACAUUUAUGUAGUAGAGCAGGACAUGGGCUGUAGUAGUAAAGGUAAAUUUAAAAAAUAAAGAAAUUACAAAAAUGCCACAACAGAAAAAGUUUUGAUGUAAAAAAAAAAAAAAAUCAUAAAUCAAAUUGACUUGAACUGAGGAAAAAAACUACAUCAGGAUACUGGAAAACAUGUGUGUCUAAAGCUCCAAUGACAUUCUUUUAAAUGCUAAAUUGAGAUCAAAUUUAAUUUUGAGGUUAAGAAGUAAAAUUGAGAUAAAUGUAUUGUAUGUUCUAUGAAAAUCGGUCAAAAAGAUGUCAUGAGAAAAAUUUAUGAAAAAAAAAAAUUUUUUUCUUAAACUGGCAGUGAUUAUCUUCCUGGAUGGCUAGUUGAAGAUGUUACCUUCUUAAACUGACAUCUUAUUUCCACCAUAGUGGAAGGUCAGAGAUGUGUCGCAUGGAAAUUUUACUGCAUCAACUCAAAUUUACACCCAGCCUUACAUUUACACUGUAAUUCUGCGUUCUGUGUAAAGCUCAUUCUGUAGGUGAGAAGGAUGCCACAUUAAUUCCACCAAGUUCUGCUAGAGAUGUAGUUCUAGUCUUUCCUGUGUUUACUGGAACGUGACUGUGCCAUGUACCACACCUAGGCCAAUAAAAUACAAGUGGCUAAAUCCA
This is a messenger RNA of Neolamprologus brichardi, 2967 nucleotides long. NCBI's taxonomy places the organism in Eukaryota, Metazoa, Chordata, Actinopteri, Cichliformes, Cichlidae. The record is from RefSeq and is a predicted model, not a curated record.